Messenger RNA from Ostertagia ostertagi, 273 nucleotides. Lineage: Eukaryota; Metazoa; Nematoda; Chromadorea; Rhabditida; Trichostrongylidae. The record is from the annotation of a GenBank genome assembly.
AUGUUUCUGUGGUCGAGCCGUCAAAGUGGUGGUGAAGCAGCAGAUGGCCCUGAAACAUUCCGACGUGCUUCCGUUUCACCGCCUCAUGAAGAAGCUGAGGAGAAAUCAGAAGGGCCGGUGGCUCGCACAACAAGAUCACAUGGUCGCACCAGCAGUUCAUCCACCCCUCAGUCAGAACGGCAAAUGCGAGAGCGCAAGCAGCCGACUAUGUACUCUCCAGUUGCAAAGACCACCGCUAAUCUCCAGCCUCGUGUCGUGAAAAGAAAAUCCUAG